Molecule: messenger RNA, 1836 nt
Organism: Mauremys reevesii (Reeves's turtle)
Lineage: Eukaryota; Metazoa; Chordata; Testudines; Geoemydidae
Gene: PRCP
Product: prolylcarboxypeptidase
Exons: 9
Coding region: 122-1597 (491 amino acids)
Biological process (GO): negative regulation of systemic arterial blood pressure; angiogenesis involved in wound healing; proteolysis
Molecular function (GO): serine-type exopeptidase activity; dipeptidyl-peptidase activity
Source: RefSeq, a predicted model, not a curated record
UCCCCCGCCCCGGGAUUCCCCUCGCGGCCUCUCCCGCUUCCCAUGCGGGCCGGGCAGCGCCCCGGGGAGCUGCGGCCGGUAUAAAGCGGGCGGAGCGCAGGCGGCGCUGCUCAUAGUCGCUAUGCUGGGGCUGCCGGGGCUGCUCCUGCUGCUCAGCCUGGGCAGCGUCUGCUGCCCUCUGGGGGCGCUCUCCGCCCUGCCCCUGGCCUCCCGGCGGGGCCCCCCGGGGAGAGCUCAGCCCCGCCCCGCCGCCCCCUACCAGACCCGCUACUUCCCCCAGAAGAUUGAUCAUUUUGGAUUUGAUCAAGAUCUUACAUUCCAACAGCGGUACCUAGUAGCAGAUCAGCAUUGGAGAAAAGACAAUGGAUCGAUUCUCUUCUACACUGGCAAUGAAGGCGAUAUCACCUGGUUUUGCAAUAAUACAGGUUUUAUGUGGGAUGUGGCAGAAGAGCUUAAUGCCAUGUUAAUAUUUGCUGAACACAGAUACUAUGGAGAAUCCUUGCCCUUCGGAAAUAAGUCUUACAGCGAUUCCAAACACCUGAAUUACCUGACGUCAGAACAAGCUCUGGCAGACUUUGCGAUACUAAUUCAGCACGUAAAGGAGACAAUUCCAGGAGCCCUAAAUGCCCCUGUGAUUGCCAUAGGGGGUUCCUAUGGAGGGAUGCUUUCAGCCUGGUUUAGAAUGAAAUACCCUCAUGUGGUGGUUGGAGCUCUUGCAGCCUCUGCCCCAAUCUGGCAGUUUGAGGAUUUGGUACCCUGUGGCACUUUCUACAGUAUAGUGACAAAUGAUUUCAAAAAGAGCGGGCAGUGCUGCUCAGAGAGCAUCCUGAAUUCCUGGGGGGCCAUUAACCGCAUCUCCUCCACAGAUGAAGGUUUGAAGUGGCUUUCCAGCGCAUUUCACUUAUGCAGCCCAUUAAAAAGCAAGCAAGAUGCUGCUGUGUUGAAAGCUUGGCUAAGUGAAACAUGGGUAAAUUUGGCAAUGGUGAACUAUCCAUAUAAAGCUGAUUUCUUACAGCCCCUGCCAGCUUGGCCCAUUCAGGUAGUUUGCAAGUUCUUGAAGAAUCCCAAAUUGCCAGACAAAUUAUUGCUACAGAAUGUUUUCCAGGCAGUAAAUGUUUACUACAACUACUCAGGAGCUGCAUCGUGCCUUAACACGUCUCAGAGUGCCACAAGAAAUCUUGGGCUGACGGGCUGGUACUAUCAGGCUUGCACAGAAAUGGUGAUGCCCAUGUGCACAGAUGGUGUCAAUGACAUGUUUGAGCCUAGGAAAUGGAACUUCCAUGUCUUCUCUGAAGAAUGCUUCAAACUGUGGAAAGUGAGACCCCGCCCUUCCUGGAUUCCUUCUGUGUAUGGAGGGAAAAACAUCAGUUCACACAGUAACAUCAUCUUCAGCAAUGGCGGAUUGGACCCGUGGUCUGGAGGUGGAGUGACUCGGAACAUCACAGACUCUCUCAUUGCAAUUGUGAUCCCAGAAGGAGCUCAUCACUUGGACCUGCGUGCCAGCAAUCCCGGUGACCCCAAAUCUGUGCUGCAAGCCCGGGCCUUGGAAGUUCAGUACAUGAAGCAAUGGAUUGAAAAGUCCAGGCAUAAGCACUAAAGUGGUACUGUAAUAAUGGUGGUCAUUAUCUCCAUUGGCUUCAAUGGGAGCAGGAUCAGGACGUUAUUACAGAGUUCUAUUCAAAACGUUGUUCACCCCUGCUUCCUCUCUUCCUUUACUAGCUGCUUGUCAGCACUGUGCCUUUCACUGGGGGGGCGGGAGGGGUAGAGGAGGUGGCUGUCAGUUGGAAGUCUGCUCCAAUAGCAAACCUCAAUCAAUAAAGUACAUGGAUUGAGUCA